GUUUUCAGCCUUUUUGUGUUUACAGACCGAGAAGACGAGGACUAAUCACAGCGUGUAAAAGAAGAGCAGUGUUCCCAUCCAGCUGGAGGCUGGUGCAUUCGGCUGAUACCACGUGACGCUCCCUCCGCCGAGUCUCGCGGAGAGCAUCAGACUGCACCUUUUCCUCCUCGAGAGAGAGAAGAGGGAGAGCGACACCGACCCACAGCGGAGAGAGAGAGUGAGGGUGGGGGGGGAGCAGCAGCACCUUGUCGCCUGGAGGAGAGCCUGUGAUAAUUCUGUCCCCGUCCAGCUCCAGACCAGCUCCAGACCCGCUCCAGACCCGCUCCAUCUCCCACCGGGCGCGCGGCUCCCUCUCCUCUCUCCUCAAAUGGGAAGCGAAACCUGCGAGUCGCGCGCGGCACUGUUACCACGGACCCACAGGAUGUACGUGAGGUCGCUGGAGAGAGUGAUGACGCGGCACUGAAAGACACACAUAUACCUCACCGACACACACAUACACACAUAUUUGCCCACACACACUUUAAGUCUUGCCCUACUAAGACAGGGAGGAGGGGGAGAAAAUUCUGCUAUGACGGUGUCAUUUCUCUCCAUUACCAGUGUGUGAGCCACACACACACACACAUACACACUCUCCGUGGGGAGUUGCCUGCAUGGGGGAUAAGGCCCUAUCUAGGGCACAAAGAUGGAGUUCACGUCCCAUUCGUCACAUAUCUAAGACUCACACAUGUACACACAAAUACACACACCUGGAGUUUCAUACAGCACAAGUGAAGAAUGAAAGAGUGAAUGGAUAAAAGACUUUAGAACAUCUCAGAGAAAGCACAAACACAACCCAGGGCAAAAGAAGAUGCCCCAAGCGUGCUGAAAGGACGGAGGGACCUGCUGUUUAACCCCCCCAUCCCUUUUUUUUUUUUUUUUUUUUUUUUUUAGGGUUUUUUUUUUUUAGGUUUUUUUUUUUUUUUUUUUUUUUUUAGGUUUGCAUUGGAACAGUAUCUUUGAAAGCGUUCCUGUGUGCAGACCAGGGUGCACCACAGACUUAGUGUUGUAUGAAACGUCCUACAGUUGUCACCAUGAGCUGUAGGCUAGAGGAAACACCCCAGCUCUAGCCUCUAUCUCCUCCUGUGUGUGUGAGUGUGAGCGCGAGUGUGUGUAUGAGUGUGAUGGCGGUGUGUGUUUGGGCGGCAGCCCCCCUGCUCUUCCUGGGGCUGUGCCUGUGUAGCGUGGGGGGUCAGGCCCAAGGAGAGGUGCUGGAGUUUGGAGGAGUGUCCAGCCAGUGGGGGCGGUUCCCGGUGUGGAACGCCUGCUGUGAGAGUGUGCUGAGCUUCAGCCUGCGGACUCACAGCCAGGAGGGCCUGUUGCUCUACCUGGAUGAUGAGGGCUUCUGCGACUUCCUGGAGCUGCUGCUCCUUCAUGGCCACCUUCGCCUACGGUUCUCCAUCUUCUGCGCUGAGCCAGCAGAGCUGCAGUCAGGUGUGGCGGUGAGUGAUGGGCGUUGGCACGCAGUGCGUGUCAAGCGGGACUGGAGGAACACCUCACUAGAGGUGGAUGGACGACUGGAAGGAUGGGCGGAAGUGAAGAGCAAGAGAAGAGACAUGACAGUAUUCAGCCACACGUUCAUGGGUGGGGUGACGCCAGAACUUCACUCCUCGCCCUUGCGCCUCACCUCUUCUUCAGUGCGAGAACACCCUCCCUUCCGUGGCUGGAUCACGGCGGUGAGCAUCAAUGGCUCACUGGUGUCACUGGACAGCUCAGAAGGCGUCACAGUAACAGCUGGUUGUGGACCGGACCACCAGUGCCAGAACGGAGGGGUGUGCAGCGUGGUCAACGACCAGGCCGUCUGCGACUGCUCCGACACCGGUUACCAAGGCAACGACUGCAGCGAAGAGCACAGCUACACUCCAGGUCUGGCACACCUGAUGAUUGGCGACCAAGCACGUGAGGAGUACGUUGCCACCUUUAAGGGCUCUGAGUACUUCUGCUAUGACCUGUCGCCAAACCCCAUCCAGUCUAGCAGCGACGAAAUCACACUGUCCUUCAAGACGCUGCAGCGCAACGGCUUGAUGCUGCACACUGGCAAGUCAGCCGACUACGUCAACCUGGCACUGAAGAACGGUGCCGUAUCGCUCGUCAUCAACCUCGGAUCCGGGGCCUUUGAGGCCUUGGUGGAGCCGGUCAAUGGCAAGUUCAACGACAACGCCUGGCAUGAUGUCAAGGUCACCCGCAACCUGAGACAGCACUCAGGCAUUGGACACGCUAUGGUGACCAUCUCUGUGGACGGCAUCCUGACCACCACGGGCUACACCCAGGAGGACUACACCAUGCUGGGCUCAGAUGACUUCUUCUACGUGGGAGGGAGUCCCAGCACUGCUGACCUCCCUGGUUCUCCAGUCAGCAAUAACUUUAUGGGCUGUUUGAAAGAGGUGGUGUAUAAGAACAAUGAUGUACGGUUGGAGCUGUCAAGACUGGCUAAACAGGGGGACCCGAAGAUGAAGGUAAGUGGGGUCGUGUCCUUUAAGUGUGAAAGUGUGGCCACCCUGGACCCUGUAACCUUUGACACCCCGGAGUCGUAUGUGGCGCUGAGCAAGUGGACGGCGAAGAAGGCGGGGUCGAUCUCAUUCGACUUCAGGACCACAGAGCCCAAUGGUUUGAUGCUGUUCAGUCAUGGGAAACCUCGACAGCAGCAGCGCAAGGACCCUCGUACACCUCCCACAGUCAAGGUGGAUUUCUUCGCCAUUGAGAUGCUGGAUGGGCACCUGUACUUGCUGCUGGACAUGGGUUCAGGAACCACCAAGACCAAAGCCAUCGACAGGAAGGUUAAUGAUGGGGAGUGGUACCAUGUGGACUUCCAGAGGGAUGGGCGUUCAGGUACGAUCUCGGUGAACAGCGUGCGGACGGCGUACACAGCUCCCGGAGACAGCGAGAUCCUGGACCUGGAUGACACGCUGUACCUCGGAGGUCUACCCGAGGACCGAGCCGGACUCAUCUUCCCUACAGAGGUGUGGACGGCUCUGUUGAACUAUGGUUACGUGGGCUGCAUCCGAGACCUGUUCGUGGACGGUCAGAGUAAAGACAUCCGGCGUCUGGCCGAGGCUCAGAGGGCAGUGGGGGUAAAGCCUUCGUGCUCCAGGGAACCGCCCAAGCAGUGUUUGUCUAACCCGUGCCAACACAACGGCAUCUGCAGGGAGGGGUGGAACCGCUACGUCUGCGAUUGCUCCGGGACGGGCUACCUGGGACGCUCCUGCGAAAGAGAUGCGACUAUCCUGUCGUACGACGGCAGUAAGUUUAUGAAGGUGCAGUUGCCUGUGGCGAUGCACACCGAGGCGGAGGACGUCUCGCUACGGUUUCGCUCCCAGCGGGCUUAUGGCGUUCUCAUGGCAACCACAUCCCGUAACUCCGCAGACACCCUUCGUCUGGAGCUGGAUGGGGGCCGUGUCCGACUCACUGUCAACUUAGACUGUAUCAGGAUAAACUGUACAGCCAGUAAAGGCCCAGAGACAAUCUUUGCGGGGUCGGGCCUCAAUGAUAAUGAGUGGCACACUGUGAGGGUAGUCCGGCGUGGAAAGAGCCUUAAACUCACCGUGGACGACCUGCAGCCCGUCGAAGGUCAGAUGGCGGGCGACCACACCCAACUGGAGUUUCACAAUGUGGAGACGGGCAUAGUGACGGAGAAGCGCUUCAUGCCUGCGGUGCCGUCCAAUUUCAUCGGCCACCUUCAGGGCCUGGCACUGAACGGCAUGCCUUAUAUCGACCUGUGCAAGAACGGCGACAUCGACUACUGCGAGCUCAACGCCGUCAUCGGCUACAAGAGCAUCGUGGCCGACCCCGUCACCUUCCGCUCGCGCUCCAGUUUUGUGACGCUGCCCACCCUUCAGGCCUACUACUCCAUGCAUCUCUUCAUGCAGUUCAAGACCACCUCCCCCGACGGCCUUAUUCUGUUCAACAGGGGAGACGGCAACGACUUCAUUGUCGUAGAACUGGUGAAAGGUUACCUACACUAUAUAUCUGACCUGGGCAAUGGAGCGCACUUGAUCAAGGGCAACUCCAACAGUCCGCUAAAUGACAACCACUGGCACAACGUGCACAUUUCCCGCGACACUAACAAUCUCCACACAGUCAAGAUUGACACCAAAGUCACCACGCAGACGACCAUGGGAGCCAAGAACCUCGACCUAAAGGGUGACUUGUACAUUGGGGGUGUCUCUAAAGAGAUGUACCGAGACCUGCCUAAGCUGGUCCACUCCCGCGAGGGUUUCCAGGGUUGCCUGGCAACAGUUGAUCUGAACGGCCGCCUCCCUGACCUUUUGGCUGAUGCCUUGGCAACCAUGGGACAAGUGGAGCGAGGCUGUGAAGUUACAUUGAUGAAAGCUGACUUGCAAGGUCCCAGCACAACCUGUCAAGAAGACUCCUGCUCCAAUCAGGGAGUCUGUUUACAGCAGUGGGAAGGAUUCACCUGUGACUGCAGCAUGACUUCGUACGCAGGCCCGCUAUGCAACGACGCUGGGACCACCUAUAUCUUCGGUCGCGAUGGAGGCCUUGUGAUCUACACGUGGCCCCCUAAUGAACGUCCCAGCACCAGGGCGGACCGGCUCGCCCUCGGCUUCAGCACGCAGCAGAAACACGCCAUCCUGCUGAGAGUGGACAGUGCAUCUGGGCUGGGAGACUACCUUCAGCUGCAGAUAGACAAAGGGAACAUUAGAGUAGUGUUUAACGUUGGCACUGAUGACAUCAACAUCGAGGAGAGCUCCAAGUUUGUCAACGAUGGGAAGUACCACAUAAUUCGGUUCACCCGCAGCGGUGGCAAUGCAACGCUCCAGUUGGACGACCUGCCGGUCAUAGAACGCUACCCCUCAGGCAACAUUGAUAACGAGCGCCUGGCCAUCGCCAGACAGCGAAUCCCCUAUCGGCUCGGUCGAGUAGUUGACGAUUGGCUACUCGACAAAGGUCGCCAGCUGACCAUCUUUAACAGCCAGACCACGGUGCGAGUGGGCGGAGGUGAGCGAGGCGCCGGAAUGUUCCAGGGCCAGCUCUCAGGCCUCUACUACAACGGCCUCCGCAUCCUCAACAUGGCCGCCGAAGGCCACCCGCACAUUAGAGUGGAGGGCAGUGCGCGGCUCGUGGGCGACAUGCCGUCCUCAUCUAUCACCCCGCAGUCCAGCGCUGCAGCCGGGGGCAACCGCUCUGACUCCGCCCCUUCCAUCAGUGACAUCACCACCACCACAGCCACCAACAGGAAGCAGGGCGCCACCCAGCAGUCGACGGAUGACCUGCUGGUGGCAUCGGCUGAGUGUCCCAGUGAUGACGAGGACAUUGAUCCCUGCGACCCCAGCUCAGCUCGGCCCCCUCUACCCGAGGUGAAGGUGUUCACAGGUCCGGUGGGGGAGGUGCGGGAAAGCAGCAGCACCACGGGCAUGGUGGUGGGCAUCGUGGCGGCCGCGGCGCUCUGCAUCCUCAUCCUCCUUUACGCCAUGUACAAGUACCGGAACCGCGACGAGGGCUCGUACCACGUUGACGAGAGCCGCAACUACAUCAGCAAUUCAGCCACACAGCCCAACGGCAGCGCCAAGGACAAGCCGCUGGGCAUCGCCAAAAUCUCCAAGAACAAGAAGAACAAGGACAAGGAGUACUACGUCUGAGGAGAUGUCCAACACACCGACAUAUACACCUUUAUAUAUAACGGUAUAUGUACAUAAAUAGAUAUAUUCUCAAAAGAUUACACACAUGAACACUGACAUAGACAUGAUGUUAAUGUUUACUCUCCAAUAAUCACACUCGCAAGCACAAACAUACAGCACACAAACAAGCACACAAAGACCAUGAACGUACAUUUAAGCACAAACACAAACACACACACACACACACACACACAGACUGGCCUGAGGGCGUGGACCCUUACUGUACAGUAUUUACCAAUGAAAAGAGUCUCUGUGAGAGGCUUGUUUUAUGAAUAUAAACACCAUUCCAAAUGAUUUUGAAAGCACCAGUCCAACUCCCAGUUAAGAACCAUUUUGGAGCCAGUCAGAGUCAAAGACCAGUCACUCCCCUGCCGCAGGAGGACCUCUGCGAUCGGACUCAAAGAGAUCGCAUCGGACGUUUUAGCGAAGCACAUGGCGGACUGUGUUGAAAGACGAGGCAGAAGAAUAAAACAAAGAUGAUGUGAUUGCAUCAAGAUAAAGCACUAAGUGUCUCUUCCAAGCUUCUUGGCCUUCCUCCCUGUUAGCAGACGGGACUCAGUGAAGCAUUGAGGAUGCUGAAGACAGAAGCACACGACGGUCCAGAAUCAGGGUGUAGCCACAGUGACAGUGAAUCUAGGCAGAGGCAGGGCUGGUGCUGUUAAUAUAACGGAUGGGCUGUGGUUGUUGCUGCAGAGCUGAUGUUUUACGGCGUCCUGUAAAUCACAAAGGCGGAAUAAGCAGAAAACUGAAAGUUAUUUUCCUGGACAGGAUACUUGAGACUUCAGAUGCUACCUACAGACACCAGUCAGGAGUGGCUGCAGUGUCGAAAACACAGACAAAACACACACACACAGUACAUAUCCACACACUAAAACAAAAAAUACACAUGCAGACAUACACAUACCUGCAAUGCUAAAGAUAUCUUCAUAACUGACACUGAAGAUUAUACAAGAAGACAAUGGUGAAAAUGACAAAGACCAUUAUGAUAAUUGUUAUGGCAAUGAUAAUGAUGAAUAUGAAGAACAUUUGGGCAGUAUAGACUCUUUGGGGAAGGGAGGGAGGGGUCUUAUUGCACGUGAAUUAUCUUACUCCGUGUGAUUUAUACCGCGUUGAAACUCAAGAGGUUACACCUUGAAGCAUCACCAUCAUAAACGUACCACUUUGGCUUAAGUAUUCCCAAAUACACUCUUCAAAUGGUUUUGAGUCUGUGGGAUUCAGACAUGAUUUAAUCUCUAAACUCCACUCUCAGUUCUAUCAUUGACAGUGUGACCAUCUCGAGUGUGCUGCAUGCCUGAGUCUCUGAGCUGUGGAGUCGAGUGGAGUGGAGUAAGUCCGCAGGUAGAUUUGUUUGUGGGCGGGGCCAGAGGAAGAGGAGGGCGUUGCAACUCCCGCGCACCUCCCCCCCCAAACCCGCACACAGGCCACAUCCUGUUUUCUAGACCACGCCCACUAAACCUACUCUUAACAGACCACCUUUUAUAGCAAAAACCAGCCGAAGGAAAAGAAAACAGAACAAAUUAAAUGUUACCAUGUGUUGCUAAUAGAUAGAAAAGUCCAGUUCAUGAUGCCAUCGGCUCUAAUAAUAACUUGAGUUGCUUUGAUUUCACCGGCCCUCCCUUUGCUCUCGUCCUCUUCGUCUAUUGGUUGACUGAUUUAUCGAUACUAAUGACACAGCCAAUACCAGAUAGACAGACAGAUGGGUUUUCCGACGGGCUUCGUUUAUGUGUUUAUGGACUUUUGUAGUGUCAAACCAACUCUACUAAUUGUAGCCCCAUGAUAUAUCAACAGAAACUGUGCCAUGACAUGAACAAGCCCCCUUUGGUUCUUCCAAGCAACGUUACAAAGCCAGUCAGAUGCAUGCAAACCGGACCAGGGCCACAACCCACUUGAACGGACUGUGCGUGAGAUUUCAGAGUUUAUUGUCGAGAUUAACUGAACAUAUUCCCUUUUUUCUUUCCAUCUUUAACUGGCCUUUUCCACCUCCUCCUUCUCCUCCUCUUUGUUCUUCCUCUCUCCCCUUCCUCCUCGUCUUUCUUUUCCCUCUAUCUCUGUUGUGUUGCCGUCUGAAACAAAAAGGAGGUGUCUCAACCAAUGGAAUUCUACAUCUAGGUGUUCAUUAACCAUGUUUAUUUUCUAUAUGUACAAUUUUUCUACAGUAUUUACUUUUAUUUUUAUUGUUACGGUUCUUUGAUGAACAUAAAGUGGAAAUUUAUUAUGAAAAAUAGUUUUGAAGAUUAAUGAGUAAAUAAAAUAUUACCCAAGUGAGCCUG
Sphaeramia orbicularis (orbiculate cardinalfish) is the source of this 7942-nucleotide messenger RNA. RefSeq names its product neurexin 1a (gene nrxn1a). The transcript has 27 exons. The record is from RefSeq and is a predicted model, not a curated record. The coding region runs from base 1152 to 5633 and encodes 1493 amino acids. Lineage: Eukaryota; Metazoa; Chordata; Actinopteri; Kurtiformes; Apogonidae.